This is a messenger RNA of Aspergillus heteromorphus CBS 117.55, 1606 nucleotides long. RefSeq lists its product as uncharacterized. The transcript has 2 exons. Lineage: Eukaryota; Fungi; Ascomycota; Eurotiomycetes; Eurotiales; Aspergillaceae. The record is from RefSeq and is a predicted model, not a curated record. Bases 485 to 1606 code for a protein of 373 amino acids.
CUCCCUCCUCGAUUCUCUUGGUUUUGUCUUAUUGCUGGUUGCUGUGGCACAAUACAACUCAACUUGAUGUUGCUUCAUCGAGUACGAUCGCUGUUGGCAUCAAGUACUUGGUGUUGGCUGUUCGUUCUUUAAAUUCCAAAUUCGCCUUUGUGGUCUCCUCUCUUUGGGAGGGCUUCUUGCUAUCGAUCGGUUGGGUCGAGUUACUGUCGUUGAAUACCCCUCGCUGCUGCUGAGGUCCUCGUGACUUCGAUACUCUGCCUUCUCUUCUGCUCUUGAUAAGAGUUUUAUAUACAUCGAUCUGUAGAAAGAUCGGUAUACUUAUUUUGUCGACUCGACACUCCUUCCUUCGAGACUCCUCUUUUGACACUCCUUUCGACACUCGUUUCGACACUCCUUGUCUCAACAGUCUCAUCCAACAGACUGUUCAAAAGACGAUUUAUAUACGUCUCUCUUUAAGAAUCCAUCAAGAGAUUCCACAUUCAAAAUGACUGGCGCGACCGAGGUAUCCGGAAUGGCCUCCCUCCCCAUGGAGCUGAUUGACCAGAUCGUCUCCAUUGUCUGCCAGUCCCCCAAGAGGGUCAGCAGAAACACCCUGAAGAACCUGCGCCAAGUCGAUCGCAAAUUCCACGAGAGCGCCUCGCGGGUCCUCUUCUCCAACUUUGUUGUCCCCAUCACAGACUUCGAAAUCGACGGCCAAAAUCGGCCCUUCUUCGACCUUGAGCUUCUCUGCAGGAAGAGCAUCGCCCGCUACGUGCGGAAUAUCAACUUUGUCUGUCGCAACCCGUGGAAGGGUUCUGACGGCCAGAAAAAGCAGCUGGAACGACUCUUUCCGGUUUGUCUGACUCGACUGCCUCGCCUCCAGAGCAUCGAAUUUGACCCCGUAAAUGCCACCACUCCAGAGCAGGAGCUCAUGACCCGGGAUAUCAUCGACGUCCUCUGCAAAGGCCUGUACCAUCAUGUCCAGGCACAACCGGGUUCCUCCCGUUUCAAAGGCUUUGACAUCGAGGUCGGACACAUCGAUCACCACGCACUAUCCUGCCGUCGUGCCCCCCCCGACCGAUACCUCCAAAACCUCUCGGGUUGCUUGCCGCUGCUCAAGCAGCUCAAGCUCAAACACGCCUCCCGUUCACCCUGCGAGAGAGAGGCCUCUCGCAUUUUCGACCUUCUUCAUUCCGGCCAAGCUCUCACCUCUGUCGAACUCUGCGGUCUCGCCGAUAUCGAGACCGAGGGCGCCUGCGCGGGGUUCAUCCACCCGGGCGCCCCGCUCCACGACCUCACCCUCGCGGACGUCCAUACCUCCGCCCAGCGUCUGAUCGCGCUGAAAGAGUUCGCCGGAACUCUACAGCAUGUCGUGUUUUGGGGGGUCGAUCUGUCGUCCGGGACGUGGGCGGAGGUGUUUGACGCCCUGCGGGGGUGUCACAACCUCCGUCGAUUGGAGGUCCAGGGAUGUGGGUAUACUCUUCGGGGGGAUAAUGCCCAUUUGAGGGAUUUUGACGUACAGGCGAAUGUCAGGUCCAGCAAUGGUCGUGAUUUCGGAUACCUGUCUGAAUGCAUGGAACUUGCGCGGAGGAAUCGGGAAGUUUUGGGGGAUGUCACUUUUGUCUAG